Messenger RNA from Closterium sp. Naga37s-1, 2481 nucleotides. NCBI's taxonomy places the organism in Eukaryota, Viridiplantae, Streptophyta, Zygnematophyceae, Desmidiales, Closteriaceae. The record is from the annotation of a GenBank genome assembly.
AUGGCGACCGCCGCUGUUUCCGACCUUUCCCGCCGGGCAGUCCCCUGCACAGCCAUGAGAACUCAGUCCACCUCUCGCCAGCAUCUACCAUCAUUUUCUGGUCCGCCUCUCGCCGCGCAUACCCCUCGCCGUCAUCACGCUAUCGUCAGCUUCCGCCGCUCGUCCCUCGCAGGAAUCGCGCGAGUGACAGUAUCGAGAGCCAAUCUUAGCCGCACAUCCGUCACGCGACCUCUCUCGAGGCGUUUGCCGCCCUCGAUUCGCGCCUUCACAAACCAACCGGACGCGGCGCGACCCGGCAGCAAGGCAUCCUGGAUCGCGGCAACAGAUGCGGCUCCGUCCCUCCUCGACACGUCCCGACGACAAGCCGCCGCUGCUGCACGUUCCCCUGCCGCCGCCGCUACCUCCGCUUCUGCCGCUGCUUCUACCACAGCUGCCGCUGCCGCGGCGCUCGAGGACUCGUUAUCGAGUCGCGGCAUUCCCGAGGCGUACUCAACGGACGCGCAAAUCCUGAGCGGCGAGGUGGAGGGAUUCGCGGGAAUGAACGAGGAGGGCGAGUGGAUUCUGCUGUUGCCGUCGGGUCGCAAGCGGCAGUACCCGCGAAAGCGCCGCUCGAAACCUCGAGUUCCUCUCGCCAUUGACCCCGUUGACCGCGUUGACGCCGUUGAUUCUGUUGACGCCCCUCGAAACGCCGCAUCCAGCGUCCGUCUGCCGUCAGAUGUGUCGCAGAUUGAAGAUUCUACGCCGUUCGUGGUCAGCAGCGGAAGAUCAAAUCUGCUGCCUGUCGUGAAUCCCGAGCUUUCAGGCUCUCCUGGGGCGCCACGUGGCAGGCAUCCGUCCCCUAAAGCCUUAUCCGAAGCGGCAGUGAGGGUGAGAAGGGAAAGGCAGAAGUUGCAGCAGCAGCGCCAGCAGGGGGGCGACGCGCUAGUUAAUGACUAUAACGAAGGGUCGAAUGAUGCGACAAAGGCUGAUGUGACUGAAGCGGACGAUGUUUUCUUCUCUGCGCCUUCCACACCCACCUCCCCUUCCUCCUCCUCCUCUUCCUCCUCCUCCUCCCCCUCCCCGCUCUCCCCUCCCUUAUCCCUAGCCCUGCUGGACGAGGUGAGUGUCGAGCAGCUGGAGCGAGGCCAAGUGAAGGGCGGCGGGGAGAGGGGAAGACGAAGGGAGUGGCAACCUACGAACCCUCAAGUCCAGGAGCACAUGGCGCUGGCAGAGAGGAAGGCGGGCAACACAGCAGCCGCCAGGACGUGGUACCGCCGCAGUGCACAGGGCUAUGAGGAGGCUCUGGCGGUUGGCACUGGCUCCCCGCACUCAGGGGAUGCUGUUGUGAACCACCACAGCGACGCAAGGCAUUCAGAAGCCAGGCACUCGGCAGAGAGAGGGCCUGCGGAGCUUAUGAGUGACGGAGCAGCAGAGGAGGGUGGGCACCCGAGGAAUCACCUGGGGCGGUGCCUGCAGGCGUGGGCCGGGAUGCAGGCGGAGGAGGGUGACAUGGUUACCAGCAGACAGCUGUUUCAACGGUCAAUGGUGACACUGACGCGGGGAGAACCAGGCCACCAGCAACUACAGGAGCAGCAGGGCAGAACAAAACAGUCGGGGCAAUCUCUGAAAGAUACUGGAAGCCUUGUAAAUGGCGUUCAUGCCUGGGCUAUGGCUGAGAAGCGCGAAGGGAACUUUCAGGCUGCCCGUAACCUGCUGGAGCAGGCAGAGAAGAUUCAGCCGGGCAGCCCGGUGGUUCUGCAGUCACGCGCUCUCCUAGAAGCUUCCGUGAAGAACCUGGGUGCUGCCCGGUGUUAUUUCAAGAAGGCCACUGCUGCUGCCCCUCUUGACGCUGCGUCCUGGCAGGCAUGGGCCCUCCUCGAAGCAAAGGCUGGCCGGGCAGACCGCAUGCGUUCACUCUUCAGCUCCGCACUAUCAGCCAACCCCAAGUCCAUUCCCACUCUGCACGCGUGGGCGUGUCAGGAGGCCCGCCUAGCCACACCUGAGAGCAGAGAGGCAGCCAGGAGGCUGUUUCGGAGAUGUUUGGAGGUGCAGCCUGGGUGUGUGCGGGCGCUGCAGGCGUGGGGUGUGAUGGAGCAUGCAGAGGGGGAUGCUGAUGCGGCAAGGAGGCUGUUUGACCGCGGCCUUGAGGCCGCUCCUCACUCAGCCCCCACUCUCCAGGCAUAUGCAUGCUUGGAGAGGCAGCAAGGAAAUCUAUUAAAGGCCCGCUCGCUCCUAGAACUGGCCCUAACAACCCAGCCGGGCAAUGCAGCAGCGCUGCAGCAGGCAGCAGAGGUGGAGGAGGCGCUGGGGAAUGCAGCAGGUGCGCAUGAGCUCUUUGUGCGGGCGCACCGGGCAGAUAGAAAGGUGGCGAGGCGACGACGGGGGAUGUAUGAGUCGGUGAAAGAGGGGAGGAGAGAGGCGCAGGCGAGAGGGGAGGUGCCGCGCUGGGUUGUGGGGAAGAUGAGGGAGCGGCUGUUGAAGAGGAGAGUUGAGGAAAUUUGA